Molecule: messenger RNA, 1370 nt
Organism: Eurytemora carolleeae
Lineage: Eukaryota; Metazoa; Arthropoda; Copepoda; Calanoida; Temoridae
Exons: 2
Coding region: 1-1101 (366 amino acids)
Source: RefSeq, a predicted model, not a curated record
AUGGAAGAUUUGAAGAAGCACCUGGGCCCUCCCUCCCCUGUUGACAAAACAUACACCAGCAUAGUUAAUCUUUUGCUGGCAUCAGUUCAUUCUGGUAAAGCUAAUUCCACCCUGAACCUGGCUCCAUUUAAUGCCACCCUGAAACUGGCUCCACAUAACCUUGUUAAAGAAUCCAGGAAUCUACUGCUGGGGGACAAUGUUGAAUCUAUUGGCGUUGGAAUUGAUCCCAGUGAUUCCCCUGCUGAAGAGCCUAAAUUUGAUGAUACAAAAAAUAAAGCUGCUGGAUCACUUACCAGUAUGCUGUUCUGGAGCCAAGACCAAGUAACAUUCCUAUCUGAUGAUCACUCUAGAACUGUAGUGUGUGGUCAGUUUGGAAGUGGGAAAACUCUACUGUCUGUAGGGAAAAUGAGAAGAUACUUAAGAGAGAAGAAGGUGUCUGUUGAGAAACCAAGGGCACUUUUCAUAUCAUGCCUGAACCCUAGUUUGGUGAACAGUUACGAUGAAUCGAACAGGUUCAUCACACCCAUUUUUGAUACAUCAAUUAAAGUUGCUCUUGAUGAGAUGGCCCAGAAUGGGGAUUAUGAGAUUCUUUUUGAGAACGCUGAAUCUGUUUGUGAGAAGAUGAAUGUUGAUCUCUCAAGAAUUAACUUCUGUUCCAAGCUUCCAGAGUUUUUAAAAGAGAUGGGGAAAAAAUCUGGAAUCAUAGUGAUUGAUGAAUACGGAGAUGGAGUUCCUGUUAAACAAGAAUGGAAAGAUGGUAAAUGGUGUCAAUAUUUGAAUCCGGAGAACCAACGUUUAUUAAACCUGGAUUAUCUCUCUGCUAUACCAUUGGAUUCUGUAGUUACAGUAUCAAUUCAUCCCGAUCUAUUUGACGUGUUCACUUACAGUUACAGGCUUAUUGACGGAUUGUUCCAGGAGAGUUCAUUUCAAGUUUGUUCUUUAAACAAACUGUACAGAAACUGUGAGAAGAUUGUGAACUACUAUAAAGAUUUGGGAUUCACUGAUCUUGACUCAUGUAUACCGGUCACAGUAGAGGGUAUUCCUCCUAUUCUUAUACCAGGACAAUUUGAUCAGUAUAUUGUAUAUCAGACAGCUCUGUAGAAGAUAACUAACAACAAGUUUGUUUGUGUUUAUCAAGAGAAAUUCAAGCGUGAGAUUUUUCUUCAGGAAUUAAGUAAGAAAAAUGUUGAUUUGUAUGACAUUAAAAAACUGAACGAAUUUCUUGCUGCUGCGCGAGGUUGUUUGUUAGUUCGGUAUGCACACAUUAGAGGCACAGAAUCAACCUCAGUUCUCUACUUUGCUGAUGGUAUGAACAGUGCUAGUUUUGUUUCCCUUAGAGCUAGUGUUGAGCUGGUUGUCUGCGUACCAGA